AUGAUGGCGUGUCGCACAGCGCUCUUCCAGGUGAUGAACUGGGAUGUGGACACAAUGCCGUAUUGGAAACACACGAUUGUCGCGGCUUCCUUUGCGACGGGGUCGUUCGUUCUUGGCCUCUUCGUGCCAAACGUCAGCAUGGUCUUCGGUCUCGCUGGUGCCCUCUGCGGCAGCUUUAUCGGCUUCAUCUUCCCGGCCCUCUUCGUGAUGUACGCAGACAACUGGUCGCUGAAAUCCAAAGGCAUCUUGAUGUAUGCCGCCACGUACACACUACUUAUUUGUGGCGUCAUCGGUAUCGUGUUCGGCACCACGAGUACCAUCUACGGAAUGGUGCAGUAGAGGGAGAAAAGAGCUUAGACACAUAGAGUGUGGAUGCUGUGAUAUGCUAGCAAGCAACUGAAACCCUUUCCGCUACUGGCGUGUAACGGUGCAUGCGUGUGUGUGUUUCUACAGAGAGUCAUAGGGUUCUCUGCCAUGGAGGGCACUCCUCCGACAUAUUCUACUGACUACUUAUAUGCAUAUAAAUGCAUCUGAGGUAGUGAUAUAUAUCACAUCAGUAGUAUUUUAUGAUCAGUCCACAUGAAUCUGGUAAUGGAUAUCUCAUGGUUAGGACUUCUCUCUUUUUUUAUUCUUUUUUCUUUUUCCAAUGUUGAUCGGCUGCUAAAGCAAAAAUAUAUAUACCCAAGAAUGUAAGUUCUCAAUGGGCCUACAUCAGUGUGAAGUCUUCUACUUUCUAUCGCUGAUACUAUAUAAUUGUUUUUAGAGAAUAUUGAAGGAAAAUCCGAAUAUUAACCCUUAAAAACUCAGCGUUCCGGAAUCAGAUCGGUCGGAUACUCCUUUGAAAUGGAGUAUGUAUAUAACUAUAUAUGCUAGAAUAUAUAUAUAUAUAUAUAUCUCGCUAACAGAUCUCUGUGCUUAAACGGUAAAUAUUUUCAAUAAAAAUA
This is a messenger RNA of Phytomonas sp. Hart1, 944 nucleotides long. The record is from the annotation of a GenBank genome assembly. Lineage: Eukaryota; Euglenozoa; Kinetoplastea; Trypanosomatida; Trypanosomatidae.